Molecule: messenger RNA, 2673 nt
Organism: Nakaseomyces glabratus
Lineage: Eukaryota; Fungi; Ascomycota; Saccharomycetes; Saccharomycetales; Saccharomycetaceae
Molecular function (GO): GTPase binding
Source: RefSeq, a predicted model, not a curated record
AUGGAGUGGGGAUCAGGGCGGGUCUCGAAGGAGGAGAAGCUCAAUGCUGCCCGUAAUGCGGUUAUUAGUUACCUAGCGGGUACCAAGGAUAAUGACGAAGACCCCUGGACUGAGCUUGUGCGGUUGAUCAGCGAUUCGAGUCAAGGUGAGGUGUUUACGGAGUUCAAAUCUCUUCUGGACAGUGUGCGAGAUGUCAAUGAUAAAAAGAAGCUGGGGAUACCAUUGCUCCAUUUAACUAUUAUUUAUGAUAGAGCGUCAUAUAUCGAGUUUUUGUAUCAAGGAGCAAGGUCAAAACUUGAUUUUAAUCUAUGCGACGAUGUUGCAGGGUAUACCCCGUUAAUGUGGUGUUUUCUGUUAGAAAGAACUGAUUGUUGCACAGAACUGCUUACUUGGUCAACUGAAAUCGAUUUCCACAAGGUGUCUAAGGAGGAAAAAUUGUCCGCUUGGGAUAUGGUGGCUAAAUACUCUGACUUCUACAUGUUCCUAGAACAAAACAAUAUGCUUCAAUACCAAGACAUACCGACCUUCCAAGAAAAACUUACAACUGAGAAUGAUAAUUCAUCAUCUGCACUUGACCAGAAUGCCCUAAGAAACAUUGACUUACAUGUCGCUGGGUUAUCGCUUGCCAGUACCCAAAAUAAUGAAGACAUUUUUGCUUCCAAUGCAACCGAGUCAAGAAAUGAUUACUUAUUUGGUACUGAACAAAUCGAUUCAGGCAUAAAUGAACAGUUUGACUUUACGAAAUUACUACCGAAUCAGUAUGUAGAGUUCGAAGAUUAUGACAUAAAACAGUUGCUGGAUUUGUUAGAGUCUUUGCCAAAAAAGGAACCCCAUAUGACAACUUAUGCGGCUGCAUUAAUAUUCCAGAUGGUAAGAUUUGCAGAGCAUAAAAAAAAACAACCUCAACUUGUUCACACGAUAAUGAGUCUUUCGCUUGCUAGAAUUUUGGCAGCAAUUACAACAGAAACCGAUAUGACACAAGAAUCCGCAGAUACAGCAUUUAGUUCAGGUGAUAUUGUGUCUCAAUCAUACUGGCUCGGUGUGCUAACAUUCUUGUACUAUUAUCUUACUAGAGAAGAAGGUUUCUUCAAAAAAUAUCCAGAAAUUCUUCAAGAGUUAAUUAACACAAUUCAUAGUGUGAUCAUCGAACUGACUUUGUCAAUAUAUUCUAGAUUGACCUCAAUUAUUCAGCCAACUAUUCUUUCUUACACAACUAUCUCAGAUGUUAAAGAAACUUUAUACAAGAGAGACUGGAACUUUUUUAAGAAGAGAAAACAUCACAAAAUGAUGCAAAAACAAAAAAAGCAAGAAGAGGAGUUGAGAAAACAAGAAGAAGAAACUCUUCAAAAUAAUGAAGACAAGUUGCAGAUAUCUGAAGCACUUGAUGAGAGCAAUGAUAUUGAUGAUGAAGCGGAAGACAAAAAAAAACAUUCGAAAUUAAAACUAUUCAAGAAGAAAAGACAUUCUGGACAACUAUCUACCUCAAUGAGUAACGACUCAAAACUAGAAAAUUCCUCUAUUAAUGAAAAUACAGACCUAUAUUAUGAUACAGAAGUUAUAAAACAUUUAUACCCACCUUCAAUGGAAGAGCAGAUGAAGCCCUCUCCCAUGAAAGUGGUACAAAUAUUUGGUGCAUUAAUGUAUGUACUUAACUUACACCAAAUCCAUCCUCUCUUUCAACAACAGUGCUUAUCGCUAGCCAUUCAAUGGUUCUCUAAUAACCUUUUCAAUCAAAUCUUAAAAGACAAGAAAAAGAAAUCCCUUUCUCGUGCACAUGCAAUUCAAAUAAGAUUAAACCUAUCGACAUUUGAGGCAUGGGCUAAGAAUAACGAUUCAAAAGUUCCAAAACCUAAAAUGAUCGAUGACUUUAUGUGGGAAAGGUUUCCGUACACUCUUGUAGAAGAUGUUGCCAAUAUUGACUUGAGUAAUCCUAUUUUAAAUAACGUGGCAACUGUCAACAAGGUCGAUAACAGUUCAGGUUUGAAUGAUGAUUUACCUCUAAUAAGAGAUACAGAUAACUCCUUGUUUUAUUAUCAAUCUCUACACAGGAUCUUACAGAUUCACAUGGAGCCUGUAUUUCAGUUGUUACAAUGGUUACAGGUUGCUACUACUAUUGACUCAGAAGAUGCCCUUGACUCAACGUUAGACUUGCUUUCUCGCUUGACACCGACUCAACUUCUAAAAGCUGCUGAUAAAUAUAGUUAUGAAAUUGAUGAAUCCAAAUUUAAUUCUAAACUGAAGAAGAAACUCUCGGCAAUGGCAAAAGCGUCGAAUAAUAAGGAAUCACCUUAUUUGCCUGAACGCACUGUUUCGCUUUUAGUUCUACCUACGAUUCCCGAAAUGACAGAUAUAUAUGCAAGAGGUGUAGACCAUGAAUCAUAUCAGCCGUUGCUCCCAGUAUCUAUUCAGGACAUGAUCUAUGAAAUCCAUAGUGAAAAUGCCAAACUACGUAUGAAUGCCUCCGAGUUUUAUGAUUACCAAAAUGAAGAACAGCAUGAGCAAGAGGUUGAUAAUGAAGAAGCACAUGAAGAUUCAUAUAAAGAAAAUUCCUCUGCAAAUGAAGAUAAUGACUUAGAUAACAAUAAUGACAGAUUUGAAUAUCAGACAGUUGAUACUCCUGCCGUCGCAUCACAUUGGGCUCCAAAGGAAGAUUUCGAGGAAAAUCCAUGGUAA